Messenger RNA from Miniopterus natalensis, 1329 nucleotides. It is a transcript of the gene CACNG3, whose product is annotated as calcium voltage-gated channel auxiliary subunit gamma 3. Gene Ontology annotation, cellular component: postsynaptic density membrane; AMPA glutamate receptor complex. Gene Ontology annotation, molecular function: channel regulator activity; voltage-gated calcium channel activity. Lineage: Eukaryota; Metazoa; Chordata; Mammalia; Chiroptera; Miniopteridae. The record is from RefSeq and is a predicted model, not a curated record. Gene Ontology annotation, biological process: regulation of AMPA receptor activity; positive regulation of synaptic transmission, glutamatergic; transmission of nerve impulse.
GUCUCCAGGGGCUGUGAGGAGCCAGGCGCAUCUCAGACCGAACUGGCGGCUCCAGGCUCCGGAGCCAUGCCGUGCACGGACCCUCAUCUUUACCAAGCUCCUGAGGAAUGAAAGGAACCCAGGGGCCCUCAGAAGGCAGCAGUGAUGCGGACCAACCCCCUAGAGCCUGCACCCUUCCGAGGGCCAUAGGCGAGCCAGGGAGCUGGAGAGAGCUCCAGACAGGAAACCCCAGCUUUCCCAAAGUCCCUGUGGAUGCCGACAGAAGGAGACCCGAAUUUUUGGAAGAGCCUGUCCUAGGUUACCCAGCUACAGAGUGAUUUUUUUUCCUCUGGCAUUGAACUUCCCCUUCAACCCCAGCCAUUCAGAAUACCAUGAAGAAUUAUGAGGAUGUGUGACAGAGGUAUCCAGAUGUUGAUCACCACUGUGGGAGCCUUCGCAGCUUUUAGCUUAAUGACCAUUGCAGUGGGCACGGACUACUGGUUAUAUUCCAGGGGCGUGUGCAGGACUAAAUCUACAAGUGAUAAUGAAACCAGCAGGAAGAAUGAAGAGGUAAUGACACACUCGGGGCUGUGGAGGACCUGCUGCCUGGAAGGCGCUUUCCGAGGAGUCUGCAAGAAAAUUGACCACUUCCCAGACGAUGCUGACUACGAACAGGACACAGCUGAGUACCUGCUGCGGGCGGUGAGGGCCUCCAGCGUCUUCCCCAUCCUCAGCGUCACGCUGCUCUUCUUCGGCGGGCUCUGCGUGGCGGCCAGCGAGUUCCACCGCAGCAGGCACAGCGUCAUCCUCAGCGCGGGCAUCUUCUUCGUCUCUGCAGGGUUAAGCAACAUCAUCGGCAUCAUAGUUUAUAUAUCGGCCAACGCUGGGGACCCCGGGCAGCGUGACUCCAAAAAGAGCUACUCGUAUGGCUGGUCCUUCUACUUCGGAGCCUUCUCCUUCAUCAUCGCCGAGAUCGUGGGCGUGGUCGCCGUGCACAUCUACAUAGAGAAGCACCAGCAGCUGCGCGCCAGGUCCCACUCGGAGCUCCUGAAGAAGUCCACUUUUGCUCGCCUGCCACCCUACAGGUACAGAUUCCGGCGGCGGUCCAGCUCCCGCUCCACGGAGCCCCGGUCCCGGGACCUGUCCCCCAUCAGCAAAGGCUUCCACGCCAUCCCCUCCACCGACAUCUCGAUGUUCACCCUCUCCCGGGACCCCUCCAAGAUCACCAUGGGGACCCUCCUCAACUCCGACCGGGACCACGCGUUCCUCCAGUUCCACAAUUCCACGCCCAAAGACUUCCAGGAGGCGCUGCACAACGACCUGGCCAGCAGGCGCACCACGCCCGUCUGA